GAAAGCUCCUCUGUUUUCUCCAUAGUGAUGAAGCUCUUCUCAAAGUCACUAACUUCCACUGAUGUCCGCAGAAGGUUAGCCAUCCCCACCAAGAUUGUGAACUCCUUGUUACCCAACGGAGGUGACCAUGCAGUGGAGUUGCACAUGCGGCAUAGCAAUCACAUGUGUGGAGACAAAUCUGCGUUUUUAGAUUUGGAUGAGUCUUGUCAAGACAAGGUGAAAUUUGGUGAUAAUUCCACUAUUGCAGUCAAGGGAAAGGGAAAGGUAACCAUUCGUGCCAAAGACAAUUCAAUUCAGACUAUUUCUCAUGUUCUGUAUGUACCAGAUUUGAAGUCGAAUCUGCUUAGUCUAGGACAGCUUCAGGAAAAAGGAUAUGAAAUCCUUAUUAAAGAUGGAGUUUGCCAAAUUCGUGAUUCAAAACUUGGCCUGAUUGCAAAGGCCUUGCAGCAGAAGAAGAUGGUAAAUGGUCUUCCUCAUUUUGAUUCUCCUUCAGAAAUUUGUGAAAUCUGCGUGGUCAGUAAGAAGCACCGUGACAGCUUUCCUAAAGACAGAUCUUGGAAAGCAAAACAGGUGCUAGAUCUGGUUCAUUCUGAUUUGUGUGAACCCAUAAAUCCAACAUCCAAUGGAGGUAAACAAUACUUUAUUACCUUUGUUGAUGAUUAUAGUCGCAAGACAUGGGUGUAUUUUUUGCAGACCAAGUCAGAAACCUUAGCAGCCUUUAAAAAUUUCAAAGUCUUGGCUGAGAAUGAGGUUGGCAGAUCUGUAAAGGUUCUACGCACAGAUCGUGGUGGUGAGUUUAAUUCAAAGGAAUUUGCAGAUUUUUGUGAGUCCAAUGGCAUUAAAAGGCAACUCAUAGCAGCCUAUGCACCUCAGCAGAAUGGUGUAUGUGAGAGGAGGAAUCACACAAUCAUGAAUAUGGUGCGAAGUUUGAUGUCAAAGAGCGGCUUGCCUAAGGAGUUUUGGCCAGAAGCUGUUAAUUGGAGUGUUCAUAUCUUGAAUAGAAGUCCCACAUCUCCACUUCCAAAUUUGAUGCCAGAAGAGGCUUGGAGUGGACGUAGACUUGCUGUUGAUUACUUCAGAAUUUUUGGGUGCAUAGCAUAUGUACAUGUGCCAGAUCAGAAAGGAACAGAAAAAUCUGGGCAACAGAUUCUUGCAGAUUUCGAAAAUGGAGAAGAUCUGACUGUGCAGAACUCAGAAUGUCAAACUUCAGCAGAUCUCAAGGUUUCAAGACAGACAGCUGAAGAAAUUCUGCCUACAGAAGUAGAGUUCAGUACUGGAGGAAGUCUGCCAACAACACUAGAACUGGAAUCUGGAACUAGUUCCAGACCUCAACGCAAAAAGAGAAGACCAGCAUGGUUGGAAGAUUAUGAGGUAACAGAUCUACCUCAAGAUGAUGUUCCAGUUAAUCAUUUUGCUUUAUUUGUAGAUUGUGAUCCCUUAACAUAUGAAGAAGCUGUUAAAGAAGAAAAGUGGCAAAAGGCCAUGGCAGAAGAAAUUGGUUCUAUUGAAAGGAACCAGACUGGGGAGUUGACAGAUCUUCCAGAAGGGCACAAAACAAUUGGUGUUAAGUGGAUCUACAAGACAAAGCUCAAAGAGAAUGGGAUGGUUGACAAAUUCAAAGCUCGCUUAGUGGCAAAAGUUACAAGCAAGAGUUUGGCAUUGAUUAUCAAGAAGUUUUUGCUCCAGUUGCAAGGAUGGAUACCAUCAGAUUGGAAGGUUUUCAAAAGUGCCCUUAUGAGCAUACACUUUACAUCAAAUUUGGAGAUGGAGGAAGUUCUGGACAGAUUUCAAAUGAAGAACUGCAAUUCUGUCACUACACCAAUUGACAAAGGUGUAAAGCUCGUGAAAGAUCCAAGAGGUAAAUCUGUGGACAGCAAACUGUAUAAGCAGAUUGUUGGAAGUCUGAUGUAUCUGACAGCAACAAGACUAGAUAUAAUGCAUGGUGUAAGUCUAAUUAGCAGAUAUAUGGAGCAUCCAAAGGAGUUGCACUUGCAAACUGCUAAAAGAAUUCUUAGGUAUUUAUGUGGAACUGUAGAUUUUGGACUAUUGUACAAGAAGGGUGACCAGAUAGAUCUCGCAGGCUUUACAGACAGUGAUUAUGCUGGAGAUCUGGAUGAUAGAAAAAGCACUUCUGGAAUUCAGUUUGAGGGAGGGUCUGCAGAUUCCAGAUCUGCAGAUAUAGAGGAAGAUAAAGUAGGGUAUUUGGACUACAGGAUUGAAGUGAAGAGAGCAGAUAAGCCAUCUCUUAAGCACUCUCUUGCCACCGUCGGCAAUUUACCGACCGGUAACUCUGGCGAAACUACUUGUAUAUUACAUCCUAGCUUUGAAGAUGGAGUAGUCAAGCUAGUUGGUGUUUCAGAUGAGAAAGUAGAAAAGAGCUCUUUCAAGCUAUUUGGGGUUAAUGUUGUUGAGAAGCGGCAACUGGUGGACACCUCCUAUGAGGUCACCGCGGAUAAAACAGAGAUUGGGGCCCAGGAGGACAAAGAGUUCUGGAGUGGCUCAGUCUACACUCUGGACUUGACUCUGGUGCCGCCCGAAGUCAAUGGCCCAAGAUAAAUCCUGCAGCCCCCAAUCAAAGAUAUGGUUAGUU
Molecule: messenger RNA, 2590 nt
Organism: Rubroshorea leprosula
Lineage: Eukaryota; Viridiplantae; Streptophyta; Magnoliopsida; Malvales; Dipterocarpaceae
Source: the annotation of a GenBank genome assembly